GUCCACGUUGCCAGAAAUGAAACCAACGAAGAAGAAGAAGAAGAAGAAGCGUUCCUCCUUCCUCCAGUAGUAAAGUGGAUACCUUCAGCUGUCUGAGCUCCUUGUGUUUAAUUCUUUAACGUUAACACAUCACAGGUGCAGAGUUGAUGCUGCCUUCACCUCCAUCCUUUCACCUCAGCCUCCGCCCACGUGCCGAGUGUGUGCAUGCAUGUGUGUCUAUGUGAGUGUGUUUGUGUGAGGCGGUGAGUGUGUGUCGCCCCGCCCCCUCAGCCCACCAUGUCCCUGUUUCCCUCGAUGGUCCAGCCGAGACCGCAGACGUGUCUCCGCCUCCUCUGCCUGCUCCUCCUCCUCCUCACCGGCUCCUCCGCCACAACCACUUCGAGGAAGGACCCCGAUCCGGGCAUCAUCCUGCCGCUGACAAACACGACACAAGGUGAAAAUGCUGAUGUCACUCCUUCAGAGACCGGCUCCUCUAAAGUGGCCAUGUUACCCCCACAGAAGAACUCCAGCAACCAAUCAGACGACUCUGUAGCAUCCCCAAUUCCACCCGACCAAUCAGAAGGAGGAAGGAAUUCAUCCACAAGCUCAUCAACCAACCAACAGCCAGGAUCCCCAGACCCUCCGCUUCCUCCUCCAGAGACUCAGUCAAAGAUUCCUCCAACCAGAGAGCGAGUCAGUGGACCAGUCACCAACACGGCAGCAGCGACAACAACAACAACAACAUCGUCAUCUCCAACUCCAACGAGCACAACAACAACAACAACAACAAACACAAAAACAACAAACACAACAACAACAAACACAACAACAACGCCAUCUCCACCUUCAUUGAACACAACAUUAUCUCCUCCUGCUACAAAAUCAGCAACAAUGAAAACAACAAUGAAAACAACAAAGACAACAACGUUACCAGAACCUUCAAUGACAAAAAUGACCUCCACAUCUUCACCAACAACAACAACAACAACAACAACAACAAAAACCAGCAAAACCAUAACCGCCUCUGCAGCAGCACCCCAUCCUAAAACAACGACGACUUUGGCAACAACCCCAAGUCCAGCUGACACGCCACAGCCAAACACCCCGAGCACUAGGACGCCAACCAGGAUGCCAACCAGGACGCCAACCAGGACGCCAACCAGGACGCCAACCAGGACGCCAACCAGGACGCCACCAAUCCAGACGACCUCUUCACCCACAGGACCGCCUACCAUCGCUCCAACCGGCCACCAUGAGCCGGUUUCCACGGGAACGCCGCGGGUUGCCGUAGUAGAAGUAGCCGGGUCUGCUCUGACCAGACAGCUAGUGGACACUGCGUCUCUCCUCGCCGUCCUGCUCUUCGGCCUGCUCUUCUUCCUGGUGACGGUGGCGGUGUUCGUCAGGCAGGCCUACGAGAGCUACAGGAGGAAGGACUACACGCAGGUGGACUACCUGAUCAACGGCAUGUACACCGACUCGGGGGUGUGAGGGAGGAAGCACAACGUGUGGAGAUUGUUUUGUUUUUUUUGUCCUCGUUUUCAGAGAACGAGGAGAGGAGGACUGCGUGGCGACACGGUGCUGAUCCUGUGCCUCUGAUUGGUCGAUUGAGUCCAUUCUUACUCCUUCCUGAACUCUCUAACAGCUGACUGAACUGAUCGUUUUCUAACUUCAUCACUUUGUUUUUCCAUCUCUUCCUUUGAAGGUUUGAGAGUUUAACUUGUUCUGUUUGUGCCAAAUCUUGAAACGUGGCUCGUAAAAAGAGGUCGCCUGGAUACAAAAGAGCGUUAACGAUGGUCCCACGGUGGUUAGACCAAUCAGGAGGCUUCAGUUCAGAUAGAACUUUGUUUAUAAAGACGGACGACUAGUAUCCACCUCCUCCCAUUUCACAAAAGUGAAGCCAAAAGUGAAUCCCUCCUGUGACGGGCACUGACAUAUUGGUCUGGUAAUGUAUUGAUGCCCCGCCCCCUUCCUCUAGCCCAAACUUACAUUAAACUUCCUGGUCAAAGGUCGCUCAGGGGGGUUCAGUCUACAGCAGAACAGAUUCUUGUGUCAGCUUGUGUUCCAGAGCACACAGCAACGCAGGAGCCUCAUUCGUCAACACAGCUGUCAAUCAUGACGUCAUACUUCUUUUAUAGCAUCGAUAAACUAAUUAAAACUAAACUAAAACUACAGAAACCAUGUUUGAAAAACAUUUAUUUGACGGGUAACUUGAUUUUAUAGUUUGAUCUUGUCCCGUCUGUUAGCUUGGAGGAGGCGGAGCUUAUGACCUAUAAUGCAAGCAGUCAAUAGGGGGAGCGCUAAAUGUUUUGGCUUCACUUUUUAGGGAGCUGUCAUGUCAUCCAUCUUCUUUUUUACGGUCUAUGAGGUAGAAAGCUCAGCCACCCAGUGUCACAUGAAUAAUUUCACACAGAAUUCAGCUCAUUAAGGAUGAGCACUGUCACUUUAAGAAAAAUCUAUUUGCUAAUUGGUUAAUUAGCAUACAGGCCAUGUAGAGCGUUAUCAUGACUGUUUAUCAGACGUUAGCGUAGCGUCAUGACAUCACUCAUUUCAUCUUGGACAAACGUUGUCUAAGGCUCACUUCCUUAGACAAAAUGAACAACAAGAACAGCCAUCUCCGCCCUGAGCUUCUUUUAGUACAACCAAACCGACAUUUGUCAAUCAGAGGUAGCCCCGCCCCCUAACUCAUUCUAGUCUCUAAUUGGACCACAAUUUAGUAGAUGCACAUUGAGCUGUGUUGAAGAAGACUUGAAACUACAGACUGAGACCAAAAACUGGUUAUGAAAAUGUUUACUGAGGUCCAAACAUUUCAUGAUAGACUUCUUUACUAUCAGCCGCCCCCUCCUGGCCGUAUGAAAGAAUGCAGUGCACUUUUUUGACAGCCCGCUGAAGGACCAAAGUUUAUUUGUUAAUUAGAUGUCGCACAUUUCGUGGAAUAAUUAUUUAACGGUUAGAAAAACGGUGAAAGAUACAAAAGCAGCUAAGACCCUUAAGGACAGCGAGGUGUUAUGAUUGAAACGCGCCACAGAGACGUAAACUGAGACGGUCAGGAUCGCACACACGAGGCAUUAAUUUAAUAUCAUGAUCAUUUAUCAAACUCAGCUGCAUUAAAUUAUACGUACAUGAUCUUAUUUAAAGGUCUCAUAUUUAAAAUCCUCUUCCCCAUGUUCCUCUAACAUGUGUCUCUAGUCCGUCUACAAACCCCUCAAUGAUGAGAAAAGUUCGUCCUCUACGUCUUCUCCCUGCUCCACUUUUCAGAAAAUGUGUGCUCAAACAGGCCGUUUGGAGAUGUUCCCUUCAUGACAUCACAAAGGGCAGUAGCCCCUCCCCCAGGUGGGUGACACUCCCACAGCUAGGUGUUUGUUCUGCCCUCUGAGUCUGCCUUCUCACCGUAAACAAUAGGACAUGGAGCGAGAAAGACCGAGACACCCAAGCCCUUCCAGAGAGGGGGCGUGGUCAGACACAGCUCAUUUACAUAUUUAAAGGUACAGACACAGAAACAGCCUGUUCUGAUCAGGGCUGAAAUAGAGGGGUUUAUAGACAUGAUCAAAUACAGGAUCAGAGUGGAUUUAGAACAAGAAACUUCACACACAUGUUGAAGAGGAGCUCUGAGACUUAUUUAAACUGAAGAGGAGGAGGAUAUGUCACCUUUAAAAGUUUCCCCACUGAAACAAAAAAAGAGAAAAUGUUUAAAAAACUGAUCCUAACAGAUAAAGAAGGGAGUAAGAAGAGUCUUACUGAUGUAUCAUCGGCCUUUUACAGAGAAAAGAAGAUUUAAUCUGAAACCAUUUCAUGCAGAAAACUACACGAGAGGUGAUUUCUGUGAAGGUGUAAUGACCUAGUUUGUCCAGCAGAGCACGCUCCGACGCCAUAGCCUGAAAUGACUUUGUUUGCUUAAUAGGCAGAUUUACAAGUUUGUGUGUGUGCACACUGCAACAACUCAAAUCUUAGCAAAUGUCUGAUUUCUAAUCAAAUAUCUCAUAAGACUUAUUUUAAUCCAGAGAAGCGUCUCAUUCCAAGACGUCACAGCGAAGAACCCUGAAGUCCUGAGUUGUUUGUUACAAGUAGAAAUAUCUGGACAUGAAGCGAGCUGAGGACUGACGUCUUGCUUUCAUGACUCUACAGUCACACUUUCUCAUGUUCUGCAUCGUCAAACCUAAUUCAUGCCUGACUUUCUGCUUUUCACAUCUUGAUAUAAGACGUGUAUUUAUCCUGUCAGGUGAACAUGGGUUAUAAAAAGUAUAAUGAGAUAUUAUUUGAUAGAAAGACGACGGUUUGAGUUUUCAGUCUCUGAAUAAAACAUCCACAUUGUUAGGCGGCGUUUACUUCAGGUGAAUAAUUCUCUAACCCGUGAACAGCUCGAUGUGAGGCCGCCUCUUUGAAAUCGAGGUGAAACUUGUUUAAUGUCAGACGGGCGUUUUAUGACAUCAUCACCCUGAUUCUGCAGCUUCAUCCACAGAGAGAAGUAACACCUCUGAUUCAGGACUCCGUUAGACCUCAUGUCAGCGAGUCCCAAAACGGGUUGUCAUGGUAACCGUAGUGACAUGUUACUGAGGGUGCUCGCUUGUGCACAUGUUUGUUUUUUUGUGUUGAAGAUGUCUCUUCAUUUCAGACAGAAACAAACGAUCCCUGAUGCGCUGCAGAUACAGAAAGAUGCUGCGGGCCCAGCGAGAUGUGUCGGCUGCUUUAAAUUAGAUAUUUCAUGUUUAAAAUCCCACUUCAAACCUUUACAGCAACAAUCUGUAACUUUCCACCUUCGGACAUAAUUUAAAAAUCCAUCUAACGGGCGAUCCGGAUUAGGUGAUCCUUAAAGGUCUGUAUCUGGAUCAGGGUUCAUCCAAACCAGUUUUUCUCUGAACAAUCAGGAUAAACGUGAGUUGAAGCUGGACUAGGCUACCAGAACCGGAUCAUUUUAUCUGGAUCAAACCUUUUGAACAAGCGGGCCCUGAUUUCAAGAUUUAAUCCAAUCCGAUUGCUUUAAUCCUGCUGGGUUACUUCUGCACAAACGUGCUGGAUUAGGUGAUCCUUAAAGGUCUGGAUCAGGGUCAUCCAAACCAGUUUUUCUUCCCAAUAAAUGGAUUACCAAAAUCUGGAUCUCCAAACCCCUCGGCAGAUGAAACUGUUUGAAUAGCUGAGUGCUGCUUUAAGUUACGAGAGCAGCAGGCGAGCUCACAGGAGGUCCAAUUAAAACAAGCGUUACAUUAAAGCGUAGCAGCCCGCAGCGUCUUCUCUUCCCUAAAUGUCUGAUUGUUUCUUUAAACUUUAAUAUCAGAGUCUGUAUCAUGAUGUGUUCCUGCUGCUUUUUGCACACAUGCAAUGAAUCAUGGGAAAUAGGGCCAUACUAGAUUUUUUAUUUUCUAUAUAUUCUACUUUUUGCACACGGUGAAUGUAUUUUUCAAAGCUCGGCUCAACUGGACUCCCGACCACGUUGUGUUUAAUGUUCAGUGUUCUUCAUUGUUUACAUCUUUAACACGAGUGUUGGUUGAUCAUCACUCCUGAGAUUUAUGUCUUCCAUUUCAUUUUAUAACUUACUCUUAAUAGAGCUAUGCCACAGAUUCUAAGAAUUAUUGGGUUUCUCGUCAUGAAAUAAAGUUGCAGCUAAUUUGUU
Molecule: messenger RNA, 5584 nt
Organism: Labrus mixtus (cuckoo wrasse)
Lineage: Eukaryota; Metazoa; Chordata; Actinopteri; Labriformes; Labridae
Product: mucin-2-like
Exons: 4
Coding region: 277-1467 (396 amino acids)
Source: RefSeq, a predicted model, not a curated record